Messenger RNA from Entamoeba dispar SAW760, 1233 nucleotides. RefSeq lists its product as uncharacterized. Bases 1 to 1233 code for a protein of 410 amino acids. NCBI's taxonomy places the organism in Eukaryota, Evosea, Mastigamoebida, Endamoebidae. The record is from RefSeq and is a predicted model, not a curated record. The transcript has a single exon.
AUGUGGGGAAUUUUUUGUUUUAUUACUAUUGCAUUUGCCAUUGACGGAAGUAGUUAUUCUCAGUGUUCUUCACCAUACCAAAUUCUCAAAUAUCCAUUGAGUGAAGAAUUUACAUUUGACCCCAAUUCAAAGAAUCCUGGAAUAUGUGGAGAAGAUUCUGAAGAUGUUAGUUCUAUUUGGGUAGAAUUAAAGAAUGAUGGAGAAACAGUCAAUACAUAUACAAUUGACGUAAAUAGUUCUAUUGCAGUUCAUAAUACUUGUGACAGUGAAUGUAUUGAUGCUCUUUCAGAACAUUCUACUUUAACAGUAGCAGCAAAAUCAAGUCUUUUCUUAGUUCUUAAAGGAAGUGGAGUUGUGUCUAUUUCUAUUUCAGAAAAUAAAAUAUCUUCUUCUGAAAAUCCUGUCUCAGUUACAGUAUUUCCAUAUGAAGAAGUUUUUACAACAGCAAAAGUCUCUUCGACAUGUUCUGGAUUAACUGAAGGUGUUUUCCUUGAAUUUCCUGAUAUGGCUAAAGUACCUGUAACACUUAGUACCUGUGGAUCAACUGCAGCUGUACAAGUUAUUCUUCAUAAAAAAGAUUCAUGUGAAGUUCCUGAACAAUCUAUCUGUGAAAAUGGAAAUGGUAUUAUUGCUACAUUUAUUGGAGAGCCAAUGACAAUUGAAUUAUUAGGUGGAAAUGAAGGAGAUUUUAAUGAAGGAAGUGUUUCUGUUCAAUUAAAAUAUGACACAGCACCAGAAUGUGAAAAUGCUACAGAAUUUAAUGUAGAUGAAAAAGGAGGAGUUCUUAUGAGAACAGUAUAUAGUGGUAUUCCAAAAAGUGAUGAUAGAUGUAGUAAAGAAUUAUAUUCAUAUGAUAUUGUUCAUAUCAAUGGUGUUGAAAAAACUGAAAUUACUUUUACUGUUAGUAAAGAUGUUAAAUAUGAAAUUCAUAUCUUUGAAAAUUGUGAAAUGAAAGAAUGUAUUGAGUCUAUAAGUAAAAAUGAAAAUACAACAACAUUUAAUUUAGAUUUAACUGAAAAAAGUUAUUAUAUUAAAGUUGGUAUUAACGCUAAUGAAAAUGUUGAUUAUACACUUCAUAUUAAAGGAGAUGAUAAAGAAAAUGGACUUUCAACUGGAAUGAAAGUGUUUAUUGGUAUUUUCAUUGUUGUUGCUGUUAUUACUAUUAUUGCUGGUAUUAUAGCAAUUAUUUUUGCUGUUGUGAAAACAAAAAAGAGUGGAUACAGUAAUAUUUAA